This is a messenger RNA of Podospora pseudocomata, 2794 nucleotides long. RefSeq names its product DNA-directed DNA polymerase eta rad30 (gene RAD30). Gene Ontology annotation, molecular function: damaged DNA binding; DNA-directed DNA polymerase activity. Bases 1 to 2091 code for a protein of 696 amino acids. Gene Ontology annotation, cellular component: site of double-strand break; nucleus; replication fork. Gene Ontology annotation, biological process: error-prone translesion synthesis; response to radiation. NCBI's taxonomy places the organism in Eukaryota, Fungi, Ascomycota, Sordariomycetes, Sordariales, Podosporaceae. The record is from RefSeq and is a predicted model, not a curated record. The transcript is spliced from 3 exons.
AUGUCUUCGUCACCCUUCCGUAACCGGCACCGGGACUCCUCCCCUGCCGGUGCGCCAGGGAGGAAAAGGUCACAGUUCACCUACCGGCACUUCAACCAGAUGGCUUCUUACAAUACUUCCUGCCCGUUGAGGGUGGUUGCCCAUUUGGAUCUGGACUGCUUCUACGCACAGGUGGAGAUGGUACGGCUCGGCAUCCCCGAGGACAAACCUUUGGCCGUUCAACAAUGGGAAAGGCAAGGUUUAAUAGCAGUCAACUACCCCGCCCGCGCCUUUAAGAUCGGCCGGCAUUGUACGGUGACUGAAGCGAGGAGGUUGUGUCCGGAGCUUAUAGCGCAGCACGUUGCUACUUGGCGGGAGGGGGAUGACAAGUGGGCUUAUCGGGAGGACGCGGCCGAGCAUAUUGCUACGGAUAAGGUGUCGCUGGAUCCGUAUCGGUUGGAGAGCAGGAGGAUCAUGAGGGUCAUCAAGGAGCAUUUGCCCGGGGGAGGGUUGCAAAAGGUUGAGAAGGCGAGUAUUGAUGAGGUGUUUUUGGAUUUGACGGCGCAUGUCCAUCAGGUUAUGCUUGAAAGGUAUGGGGAGGAGCUGGGAGGUCCGCCGCCGUAUGGGGAUGUGAGUGAGGAGUUGCCGAUGCCCGCGGUUACGGCGCUGGAUUGGAAGGCGGAUGCUCUGGUCGACCUGGGGGAGGGGGACAGACAGGAGGGGGAAUUCGAUGAUCCGGACUGGGACGACGUGGCACUGCUUGUGGCAAGCGAGAUUGUGAGGAAUGUGAGGGGGGUGAUUAGGGAGAAGUUGGGGUAUUCUUGCUCCGCGGGCGUGUCGAGGAACAAGCUCCUAAGCAAGUUGGGGUCGGCGCACAAGAAACCGGAUCAGCAGACGGUGAUUCGAAACAGGGCGGUUGGGCACUUCUUGAGUGGGUUCAAGUUUACAAAGAUCAGGAACUUGGGCGGGAAGUUGGGGGAGCAGGUUGCUGACGCGUUCAAGACGGAGGCUGUGUCGGAUUUGUUGACGGUUCCGAUUGAGCAGCUGAAGCAGAAGCUGGGAGAUGAGAACGGGGUGUGGAUUUACGAGACGCUGAGGGGGAUCGAUACGAGUGAGGUCAACUCGGGCACUCAGAUCAAGUCAAUGCUGUCGGCCAAGUCAUUUCGUCCCGACAUUACGACUGUGGAACAGGCUACGAAGUGGUUGCGUAUCUUUGCGGCGGAUAUUUUUGCUCGCCUGGUUGAGGAAGGGGUGCUGGAGCACAAGAGGAGGCCAAGGACUAUCAAUUUACACCACCGUCACGGGAACCAGACCCGGUCUCGAUCGGGACCCAUACCGGCGCGGCUUCUGAAUGAGGAAAGCCUGUUCGAGUUGGCCAAGAACCUGUUUCACCAAAUCACGCUGGAGGGUGAUACCUGGCCGUGUUCCAACCUGAGCCUGAGCGUUGCCGGCUUCGAGGAGGGGGUCUCUGGCAAUAUGGGCAUCGACUCGUUUCUCGUCAAAGGUGACGAGGCACGAGCGCUGAAGUCAUCGGAAUCGGCCCGCACAUCCUCGUCCAAGGAAGCACUCGACACGAGCACACGACAGCAACCUGCAGCAAAGCGACGACGUAUCGAUGGUGCCGGCGGUGGUAUUCAGCGUUUCUUGACAACGAAACGGGAGCCGUCCCAGGACACCCGGACGACGGCCCCCGAGGACGACCUCGUGAGGAGGAAUAGCGGUGAAGCAAAGUUGGGCACCUCGAAGACAUAUGUCGCAUCAGGCAUGGGAUGGCCGGGAGAGCCUUUACCAGAGGAGGCCCAAGCCGAUUCUCGACGGUCGCCAAUCACACCCCACGCUUGUUCUCGAUGCGACGCCAACCUGGGGGGUCCGGAAGAGCUCCAGAGUCACCUGGAUUGGCACUUUGCCAAAGACCUCCAGGAGGAGGAGGAAGAACGUGUCAGUCAGGCAUUCGCCAACCGACAAGCUUCGACUGCAGUGAACAACGCGCGCGCCGGCAGUCAGAAAGGGACGGCGGCAGCAUCAUCCGCAUCAGCGUCAGGGUCAAAGAAGUCCACGGGGAGGUCGAAGAAGAAGCCGGAGCGCGGUCAAAGCAAGCUAAAUUUUGGAUGAUCAUGAUGAUUUGAGCAGCUUUAUGCAUCGCCGAGGCGGCCGUGCAUUCGAUAACUACCUGCAAGACGAAGACUUACGUGGGCAAAGCCGACAACCAACAGCAUAUGGAAGGCAUACGACAGUCAGCCUAUUGGGGAAGCUGGUUCGGGAGAACGAGAAAAUGGAUGGGGGGCAAUGCACUUAUGUUUCCCGGUGGGUGGAUGGCCUUCCUGUUCGUCAUACAUCCUGGGCGGGCAAGUCAGUCAUCGGAGAGCCCCAGCAACCGACGUCGUCGGAGUGCGGCGAUUCUAGAGCCAAUCGUUGAAUCCCGUCCGAACCCAACACUCGGCAUGCAAGCGCCUCUUGCAAGGAGCGGGAAGAGGGCCGUCGCGGAUGGAUGGAAGAAGAGGGCACACCCGUGAACCCCAUCCUCACAAACCAUAUCAGAGAGCAGUUGCUUCUGCCGGCCAUCCCACACGAAAUCCUUAUCGUGACGUCGCUGGAAAAUGCACGUUCAUCCUCCGGGAAGUCGACCCGUUUGGGAACUCUACAGCACAUCCCGGACGACGAGCAUGGGCCCCUGAGGGGAUCUGUGGGAUCUCUUCCAGCUGCUGUCGUCUCCGAUGCCACCGUGCAGUUUGAAGCCACAAACAGCUCACCAAUGUCUCUCGCAGCGGAUCACAGUCUAUUUCGAGGUUUUUCACAAUCCGUCAUACAGCGUCAG